UUAGAUAUUGCUACACCUACUUCACCCAUAACUCCUUCAUCAACAGCUCUUGAAACCUUGCACUGCACCAUGUCCAUAGCGAGCGCUAUAGACUCUGAAAGGAGUCACAAGAAGUUGUUCCACUACAGAAAUGAUUCAGGCGAGCUUGAUGUGUUUGAAGCUGCAAGGUACUUCUCAGGAUACAAUGAAGCUGUUGGCUAUAAUGGCUCUGGUUUUACUCAGAAGAUCAUGAGAGAAGAUAGGCAUGGACACAGAGGCAGAAUCAGCUUAGACAUGCCCAUGAGAAGCUUACUUCCUCAACACUUUCAUGGGUUGGAGAAGCAUGGGAAGGAGAAGAAACACAAGCAGCCUAGCUCUCCAGGUGGUAGGCUUGCCAGCUUCUUGAAUUCUCUCUUCAGUCAAUCUGCAUCAAAGAAGAAGAAAUCGAAAUCAAGCAAGCAAUCUAUGAAGGAUGAGGAUGAGAGUCCAGGUGGGAGGAGAUGGAGGAGGAGCAGCAUUAGCCAUUUCAGAAGCUCCAGUACUGCAGAUUCAAAGUCCCUAUAUUCUUCAUUCAGUUCAGGGUUUAGAACACCUCCUUAUGUUCAAACCCCAACAAAAAGCUGUAAGGAAUUCCGAACCUUCUUAGACCAGAAGCAGCAACCAGUGCCAGUGUCAAAAUACAAUAAUGGGCAUGUAAAGUCAACUUCCUUACAGAAUGUGUCAUUGUGGGAUGAUAAGAAAAAGAAAGAUCAUCAGCCAACUGUUUUGGAUGACAAUUGCAAAACAAGAAAUGUUCUAUCUGAGAAAGAUAGGAUAUGGGUGGAGAAACACUGUCCAGAGGAAAAGGAAUUCAAGAAGUUCAAUGAAGUGGAUGAUGGUGCAGAAAGUGAUUCAAGCUCUGAUCUGUUUGAGUUGCAAAAUUAUGACUUGGGUUACUACCCCAGUGGUCUUCCUGUUUAUGAAACUACUAACAUGGAUAACAUUAAGAGAGGAGAACCAAUUUCCAAUGGUCCUCUGUGAUAUUGUAUUUUUACUUUUAGUUUCUCUGCUUAGUUGUUUCUUGUCUAAGUUUGUUAACAGAUUUGGAAAGAAAUUAAAAUCUCCUCUAUUAUGCUUGUUUGUCCUCUGAUAUUCUUUUCAA
Messenger RNA from Neltuma alba, 1120 nucleotides. Its product is annotated as protein BIG GRAIN 1-like E. The transcript has a single exon. The coding region runs from base 70 to 999 and encodes 309 amino acids. Gene Ontology annotation, biological process: auxin-activated signaling pathway. The record is from RefSeq and is a predicted model, not a curated record. NCBI's taxonomy places the organism in Eukaryota, Viridiplantae, Streptophyta, Magnoliopsida, Fabales, Fabaceae.